GUGUUUGAGUCGGUGUAUAGUGUAUUUAGUUUCGUUAGUGUUAUUUAAUAUUUAUAAAUAAAAAUAUGUAAUGUUGUGCAGUUUGUGAAGUGAUUUGUGAUUAUAGGAAGUACGUUUAUCAAGGAUGGCCGAGAUAAUUUUCCAGCGACGAAAAAUCCCAACAGUAGUAUCAGACCCGAACCCUCUGAUCAUUCUUCUGAUACUCUCCCUACUACAGUCAUGUUGGGCACAGGUGAUAAACAGGGCACCACACUUCGUGCCUCAGAUCGGAGACAUGUCACAAUUCAGCCUUUCUGAAGACACACCUGUUGGAACACCGGUUUACCAUUUAAAAGGGGUUGAUCCAGAAAAUGGUCCAUUGCGGUACUCUAUAUCAGGACAGUACUUCUCAGUAGACUCGUUGACUGGCGUCGUAACUCUCGCUAAGACCCUGGACAGGGAAGAGCAGAGUGCUUUGGAGGUCAUCAUUAGCAUAACUGAUGAAGGUAUAGCCGACACUGAGCCCAAUACGAUUUCACUAAGGCGAGUGAUACCAGUGAAGGACGUGAAUGACAAUCCUCCGAUCUUUCAUAACCGGCCAUACAUUGUAAACAUCAGUGAAGCCACUACUGUCGGGACUGAGAUUGAGGUUAACCCAAAAAUAACGGUAACAGAUAGUGAUGAAGGAGAAAAUGCAAGAAUAAGAGUAACUUGCUCUACUAAACACAAAGGAAGCGACUCUGAAGCAUGUACCACGUUUAGAGUAGUAACUGAUAUGGUAACACCAAACGAAUACCAAGUUCGUUUAUUCCUAAAUCAACCUUUAGACUUCGAGAGUAGAUCAGCAUACGUCAUCAGUUUGGAAGCCACUGACUCUUCAGACAGGCCACUAAGAGCUCUCGCUAGUGUUUCAGUCGCUGUAUGGGACGUACAAGAUCAACCACCAAUGUUCUUAAAUGCACCGUUUUCUGCCACUGUACCAGAAAACACUUUACCAAAUACCAGUAUUAUGGACAUUAUAGCUAAAGAUGGUGAUACAGCUAACCCUCGUCAAGUUUUGUUAACCCUCGAAGGUGAUACUGAACAAUACUUCAAGUUGCUACCCGACAGACCUUUGGGACGAGCUACACUGGUGGCAUCAGACAUUCCUAUUGACAGAGAAAGUGAUGUUGUAAUGCAAAAUGGUGGCGUCUACAGUUUCUUUGUCAAGGCAACAGAAUUGAUAAAUAAUGAAGUGCCUUCAGACUUCACAGUGACUACUAUAACUAUUAUCGUUACCGAUGUCGACGAUCAUGUUCCAAAGUUCAAUAAAGACGAGUUCGAUAUAGCAAUACCCGAAAACAUAGAGAAUGGAAGUCCCAUCCCUGGUUUAUCGAUAUACGUUGAAGAUCACGACAUAGGUGUAAACAGUAAAUAUGAUUUAAAAUUGAGAGAUGUCUGGAAUUCUGAAGGAGUAUUUUCGAUAAGUACAGAUCACGGCGAAGGAAGAACACCAAUCAGCAUUAAAGUUAAAGAUUCCUCGAAGUUAGACUAUGAAGUAGAUGAUGAUGAUAAACGGUUAUUUAGUUUUGACAUUGUUACAUCUGCUAAUGGAGUCGAAUUAUCGUCAGCACGGGUUAACAUAAAACUUCUUGACAUGAAUGACAACACACCUAUUUUCCAAGAAUCUACUUAUAAAUUCAACGUUCCUGAAAAUGCAACUAUUGGAACCAAAAUAGGCGAUGUAUUUGCUACAGACAGAGACUAUGGGAUAUUUGGUGAGAUCGAAUACACUUUAACUGGGUUUGGGUCUAAUAUGUUUAAGACCGAUAAAAAUAUGGGUGGAGUAUAUGUAAGACAGAUACUAGACUAUGAGAAACAAAAAAGCUACAGUCUAACACUGUUUGCUAAAGAUGGAGGUGGAAAAGGAUCGACAGCGAGUAUUUUUAUUGAUGUGAUGGAUGUAAAUGAUAACGCUCCUCUAUUUGAAGCUGCAGAAUACAGUAGGACUAUUAGAGAUGGUGCUACUACCUUUGAACCACAAUUUGUUAUUCGGGCAACCGAUGCAGAUGGUCCAACCCAAGGUGAUGGCCAAAUUAAAUACUCAUUGGAAUCGGACAACAGUAUAAGUCGCAAAGGCAACGUAUUCACAAUAGAUGAAGAAACAGGAGAAAUAAGUAUUAUCGAAAAAGUUGAUAGUAUGGAUACUCCCCGAGGCCAGUAUGAACUAGUCGUCAGGGCUACAGAUUACGGUAUUCCACCACUCCACAAUGAAACUCGGGUCUAUAUUCGCGUGGGCGUUCCAGGUAACCAACGACCAACUUUUAAGGGUAACUAUCAUCACUACAAAUAUACUGUCUCACAAAAUAGCCCUGAGACCACAGAAGACUUUACAUUUGAUUUAAACCCAAUGAACUAUAAGGCAAACAUAAGAGAAGACGCUAAGCCUGGACAAAAUGUGACCAUGGUCGUGGCUAAUGAUCCCGACGGUCUCGAUGAUUUACUCACGUAUCACAUUGUAUCAGGGUCAAAAGACAAUUUUGUAAUAAAUGAGAAAACUGGACUUAUAACGGUAUCUAACGAUGCAAAUUUAGACAGAGAUAUUAACCCGGAACGAUACGAAAUCAUUGUAUCAGCUGUUGAUAGCGGAAUGCCUAUACCAGAAACAGCGACAACCACAGUUUUCGUGACAAUACAAGAUGUAAAUGAUAAACCACCAAAAUUCAAUGCAUCUGAAUCAACUACACAUAUUUCUGAAAAAUCAAAAAUAGAUGAUUUGGUCACAAAAAUUACAGCUUAUGAUACGGAUGUCAACGCUAAGUUGCAAUAUAGUAUUGUGCAGCCAAUUAAGGCCCUUUCUAAAGCUGGUGUUCCGCUUAAACCUAACUCGCCAUAUGAUUACAAACAUAUUUUCCGGAUUAAUGAAAACACUGGAGAAAUAUUUGUAAAUGGAACUUUGGAUUACAGUAUGGCAUCAAUAGUUAUCUUGACAAUCAAAGUUGUGGAUGUUAAUGCAGAAAUCAACAAGGAUAAACAAUUUGCUGUUAUAGAACAUACAAUUUAUAUACAGCCUUACGCUGAUAAAAAUCCACAAUUUACAAAUGCUGGUUGGACUAGUUCGAAUCCAGUAAUAUACCACAAAAUCAAAGAAGAACAGCCUAUUGGAAGUACUGUUCUUGUUUUGACAGCAGAAGAUCCAGUUUCUGGGCAUGUAGUGUCCAGCUAUAAGGUUAUAAAUGCAGAAACUGGCUUACUUCAAGUAGAUCCUCUCAGUGGUCAAGUGGUUUUAACAAAACACUUAGAUUAUGAAGACUUAACGACCCCAAAUUUGACAAUAACAGUGAAAGCCGCAAGCAAUGAUGGUAGCAAGCAUAGUAUUGCUAAAAUUAUCAUAGAAGUUAUGAACAUAAACGACAAUCCACCUAUUUUUGAAAAAGAUCUUUACAAAGUGAGUGUUUUAGAGUCUGUUAAAUAUCCAGAGCAGAUUGUUUUGGUUAAAGCUCAUGACGCAGAUGCCGUAUUAACUGAAGAAGAUAAAGUGAAAGGUUAUUCAGACAUCAGAUACACGUUGAGAGGCGAAAAUUCUGACCUGUUUAAAAUUGAUAAUGUUACUGGGUCGAUACAGGUAGCCGAAAAUAAAACAUUAGACAGAGAGCGACAAUCAGUUCUUCGAUUGGAAAUUGAAGCAGCUGAUACUCCGAACGGGGGAGCUGAAAAAUUGAAGACUACUGCCACUAUUCUCGUAGAUGUUCUUGAUGUUGAUGAUAACUCACCCACAUUUGAGAAAAGUGUUUAUACAGCCGUUGUGCCAGAAAAUGUACCCAUUGGUAUAAGCGUCAUAAACGUGACCGCAACAGACCCAGAUGAAGGAUUGGGUGGAGAAAUCAAAUACGACUUUCUAGAUGAAGGGGAAGCUAAUGGUCUUUUCAUAAUUGACGCAGUAACAGGAGAAAUCAAAACUCGUAAAGUGCUCACUGGCCGUGGUCGCACAGAUCCUUAUAGAUUGUUAGUUGGUGCCACUGAUGGUGGUGGACAUUCUGGCGACACCUCAUUGUCUUUAUACAUCGGUGACGUCAGUGCUAAUGAUGGUGUCCCAAGGUUCAUUAGGCCGGCUGCUGGGGAAAUAUUAAGUGUUAGCGAGAACGCAACAAUAGGAUCUGCAGUUUAUCAAGUCGUUGCAAGUGACCCGGACGACCCAACUCAGCCUUCAGGACAAUUAUUCUAUUCUAUACAACCAAGCAAUCCUGAUGCCAAGAUAUUUGCUAUCGACCCUCACUCUGGUCAAAUUACAACAAGGCAGUCGCUGGAUAGGGAGAAAAAGGCCUCAUAUACGUUGGUACUACUAGUCACAGAUAGAGGCCAACCACCCCAACAGAGUACCCGAAUUGUUACUGUUAUGGUCACUGACGUCGAUGAUCAUAAACCACACUUUGGAAGGAACUCGGAUGAUCCGCCAGUUUUAAUGACGGUAAAAGAGGAAGUUCCCAUUGGAACUGUAAUUGGUCAACUUGAAGCUAUUGAUGAAGACAUAGACGAGAACGCUGCCAUCGACUACGCAAUAACUGUUGGGAAUGAAUUUGGCUUACUAAAACUAGAAAGAACAAAUGACAGUAAAGCUCUGAUCAUAGCAGCAGCAAGACUAGAUAGAGAGACGGUGUCAAAGCAACUGAUAACUGUAAAAUGUUUCAAGUAUGGUACACGACCGAGACUAACCAAAUCGUAUAAUAGACUGGAUCCCUCAGAAACGCAGGUGUUAAUCAAAAUCCUGGAUAUAGAUGAUCAUCUUCCAGAAUUUGAGAGUGCUAACAUGACAGUGGGAGUCAGGCUGAAUGUGCCUAUAGAUACUAUGAUAGCAUCAGUCAAGGCUACUGACAAAGACCCUGAUGCAAAGCCUAUUAACUACAGUAUUGUCAACAUGACUUUUGUAUCACCGAUUAAGGGUAAAUCCUUGGACAAUAUCACCGAUGUAAUUGUUCUGGACAAUGUAACUGGAGAUUUGAAGAUUAUGAAGAAUUUGAUACAUUAUGCCGAUGGUAUAUUUAGGUUAAUCGUACGUGCCAACAACACAAACGAUACGGAAAGAUUCAGCGAUAUUCUAAUAGAGGUGGUGGUAGUACGCGAACGCGACCUUCUCCGGCUAGUGAUGCCUGGUGGAACAAGACAGAAGUACUCUGACCUACGCGACAGGAUGUCAGCUGCCCUCGCACAGAAAGGACUUCGAAUGCAGCUGCACGAUGCCAAUACAGCAUUCUUUGCUCAUCCAGGGCCAUGUUUCCAAUUCAGGAAAAUGGAUUCCGGUGAAGCUUUAACACCAAAAGCCAUGAAGGCAACAAUUCGUGCCCUCGGAACCGAGUUCCAAGAGAUCCUUGAAAACUUCAAUGUGCAUAACAUUACUAACUGUGGUGUAUCACGAACGAAACAUUCGCCGGCGCAACAUGCAUUGCUGGCUUUAGCUGGAGUACUGCCGUUAGCAGCAUUCAUAGCCACCCUUGUACUGUGCUGCAUGCAUUCUAGUGCCAAGAAGAGAGCUCGUGAAGCCCUCCUCAUAACAAGAGAGCCACCCCCAGUAGCUGCCAGCAACAUAUCAGUACCAACUAGGCUAUAUGCAGAACCUCUAUAUACAACGUGACGACACAAAGAAAACUAAGCUGUAAAAUUAUUUAGCAAAAGAUUUAAGUCAAGGACUCAUGCUGAGAUGCGACGGCACGCAUAAUAUUUAUGUUGUUCCCGGAUCCCCGUAUGAGAAGUAACACCCCACCAAGCUGAUCUUUAAUCAGUCCAAAAGAUUCCUUGGUCUGUCCAAAACGAGGUGGUUCUAAAAGGAUUUUACAUAAGGGUCAAUAAGUAUAAAGAUAUAAGAGUCAGUUGUUUUGUGUCAUAUUUGUAUGAAAAAAGGAAAAUUUAAAGAAUGAGUGAGAUUAUAGCUAAAUAUUUUUAGCUGACCUACAAAAAUAUU
Messenger RNA from Spodoptera exigua (beet armyworm), 5914 nucleotides. NCBI's taxonomy places the organism in Eukaryota, Metazoa, Arthropoda, Insecta, Lepidoptera, Noctuidae. The record is from the annotation of a GenBank genome assembly.